This is a messenger RNA of Peronospora matthiolae, 702 nucleotides long. The record is from the annotation of a GenBank genome assembly. NCBI's taxonomy places the organism in Eukaryota, Oomycota, Peronosporomycetes, Peronosporales, Peronosporaceae.
AUGGAUUUGAUGGAUGGAUUCUAUCAGAUCCUCAUGUGUGAACGGGAUAUCCCGUACACAGCAGUGAUCACCCCCAGUGGUAUGCUCUGGGAGUGGCUAGUGAUGCCACAGGGGCUAAGUGACUCCCCCGCAACGUUUAACAAAUGUGUUACAAAUCUGUUGCGAUCUGUGCGCGACUUCGCACCAAGUUACUUCGACGAUGUCUUCGUUCAUAUCCGGGCUAUGGAUGGAAAGGCGGGCGUGGAGGCUCAUGCAAUCCACUUCCGGAAGGCUAUUACACUUAUGCGUGAGCAUAAGUUGUUCGCGAACCUCAAGAAGUGUAUAUUCGCAGCGAACGAAAUACCGCUUCUUGGCUGCAUCGUGGGUAAACACGGCGUACGCCCUGAUCCAGAAAAGAUCAAGUCGAUUAGCGACUGGCCUGUGCCAGCCAACGUCAAGGGACUUCGAAAGUUCCUUGGCUUGGCGGCGUGCUUGCACAAAUACUCGCGCAACUAUGCCGAGAUGACCGUACAUCUCUCUCGUCUGCUAAAGAAAAACGAGAGGUGGUCAUGGAGUGCUGAGUUUCAGCACUCUUUUGAAGGCAUCAAGAAAAGCUUGGUGCCAUCGCCUGUGUUGGCGAUUGCAGACCAGGUCAGACAAUUCCGUGUGGUCUGUGACGCCAGCAAUUUUGCAAUCGGCUGCGCGUUAAUGCAGUACGACUGA